AUGCAUCGGCCGUCCCUCGCGUGGCUGCUUGCGGCUCUCCUGCCGUUUGUCGCCUUCGCGCCAGCCGCGGUUGAGGCCUCCUCCGGCGUUCGGCUUUCGCAUGAACACGGCGCCCGGCACAACGGCGUGUUCCCCUUCAUAACCUGGCUGCGCGACAGCACGAUUGAGUUCAUCUUUGGCCGGCCUUCCAAGCCAACUCCUACUCACGCGGGACACGGUCCCUCCCAACAGUCCCGUUAUGCCCACGAAACCGUCUUGCGGUUCAAUGUCACGGCACCCGAGGAAGAGACGGCAUUGUCCGAGGCCGCUGAGCGCCUCUUCUUGGAUGUCUGGGCUCUCACGCACAACUUUGUCGAUAUCCGGCUACACAAAGACGACGUCUCCAACCUCCUCAGCCUCCUGCCGAACAGUUUGCAGAGAUCGUUCUCGACACUGAUCCCAGACCUUUCGUCUGCGGUAUGGGCGACGUAUCCGUCUGCAGUCCGUUCCAAACCUACACUUGACGAGUCGGGCAUGUCUACCAUUCUCCACGACGGUAUCGAGAAUAUCUUCUUCCAAGACUACCAGCCUUUGGCUGUCAUCAAUCGGUGGAUGAAAUUGUUGGAGUCCAUGUUCCCCAGUUUGAUUGAGACGAUUUCUAUCGGCCAGUCCUUCGAAGGGCGAGAAAUCUACGGCAUCCGCCUUGGCGAGACUCUUGGCGUUGAUCGUGGUAAGAAACAAGCAAGAAAGACAAUUCUCAUCACGGGUGGCUUCCACGCCCGCGAGUGGAUCUCGACCAGUACUGUCAACUACCUAACGUGGUCUCUGGUCUCUGCUUAUGGCAAGGAGAAGAUGAUCACGAAACUCCUGCAGCAUUUCGAUGUUGUCCUUGUCCCGGUCCUCAAUCCGGACGGCUAUGAAUACACAUGGCAGACCGACAGGCUCUGGAGGAAAUCAAGGCAGAAUACCACUAUGAGAUUCUGCCGCGGUUUCGACCUUGACCACGCCUUUGGGGUCGGCUGGAAUAACACCAGUGGUGAGCCCUGCUCCGAGAGCUACGGAGGCGAGGCCCCCUUCCAAGCCACUGAGGCCCAGGCUCUAGCAGACUGGACCAGGAACCAGACGAAGCAUAACAAUGCCAAGUUUGUCGGCUAUCUUGAUCUACAUUCCUACUCGCAACAAGUCCUUUUUCCUUACGCAUAUUCAUGCCACAAACACCCAAAUAAUCUCGAAAACUUGCAGGAACUGGCUGUCGGGAUCGCGAAGGCCAUCCGACUGUCCUCAGGCGAGAACUACGGCGUGACCUCUGCCUGCGAGGGCAUUGUCACGGCCACAGGAGAGAACGAGGCCUACGCGCGCGCCGAGCCAAGCGGUGGUUCCGCCAUUGACUGGUUCUAUCACGAGAUUAGGGCCAAGUACAGCUACCAGAUCAAGCUGCGGGACACGGGGAGCUACGGCUUCCUGCUGCCCAGCGAAGAGAUCGUUCCGACUGGGGAGGAGAUGUUUGACGCCGUGAAGUAUUUCGGCGACUUCUUGCUCGGUAACAACGGAAUCGAGAAGUCCAUGGGUGCGGAGGCUGAGGCACCCGUUCUCCAGCAGGAGCCUCUCGAUGAGCCCGAGGACGAGAGUUGGGUUGAGCUGAAGCGGCGGAGACGCAGGAGAUGA
Messenger RNA from Thyridium curvatum, 1644 nucleotides. RefSeq lists its product as uncharacterized. The coding region runs from base 1 to 1644 and encodes 547 amino acids. Gene Ontology annotation, biological process: proteolysis. NCBI's taxonomy places the organism in Eukaryota, Fungi, Ascomycota, Sordariomycetes, Thyridiales, Thyridiaceae. Gene Ontology annotation, molecular function: zinc ion binding; metallocarboxypeptidase activity. The record is from RefSeq and is a predicted model, not a curated record. The transcript has a single exon.